AUGGUACGUGGUUCCAUGACGGCAGGUCAUCGUGGCGCAGGAUUUACACUGGCAGGGCGUAGUGCCGGUCGUGGCACUAGUUGUGUGAUACGCGGUAGUAGGAGUGCCGGAAGGAGCAUUCGUGGUGGCCGAAGUGUUGGUAUUGACAUCGAUUUAAAUGCUCAAGGUCGGGAAGAUGAUGAACCAAUUGAAGUUGAAGCUGAAAUUACUGCAAAUAAUUCGAAGGAGAAAUGUGACAAGGCAGAUUGGUCAUCCAUGAAUACUAGAACUUUUUGUGAAAUAUGUGUUGAAGAGGUUGAAGCUGGUAACAGACCAAAUGGAACACUAACUACUGCAGCGUAUAAAAAUAUUUGUGUUAAGUAUCGACAAAGAACUGGUUUGCUUCACAGCAAAACUCAAUUGAAGAAUAAGUGGGAUUUACUGAAAGGGCUUUACAGUUUUUGGCUUGGUCUAAACAAAGAUACAGGACUUGGAUGGGAUUCUAAGCUAGGGACUGUGAUUGCAAAUAUUGCAGUGGAUGGAUCUACAUCAUGCGCUCCAGGUGAAUUUUAUGAUGUGGAAAAUCAUGAGACUGAGGUUGAUGGUAUUGAUGGAGUUGAUUUUGGCACAUUUGAGGCAGACUGUGAUGCUCAAUAUGAUGAAUUUGCGUCUCCUUUUGCUAGUGGCAGCAAGUCAACUCAGUCGAAGAGAGGCGUCUCAACUCAGUCAAAGAAAAGAGCUAGUCCUACUGUUGUUAAUAGCCCACUGAAGCGCUCAAAGAAUCCCAUGGUUAAGGUCAUGAAUAAGAUUCAUAAUACUUUGGAGAUCAAUUGCAAUAUUUCAAACAAAGUAAUGCUUGGUGAGUAUAGGUAUGAAUCAAUCAAGCAAUGCAUGGAAUGGGCUGUUGAGUGUGGAGCAACUGAAGGAUCACUUGAGCAUUUCAUGGCUACUCAGCUUUUUGUUAAGGCGGAGCACAGGGAUGUAUUUAAGUCAUUCAAAACAAAUGAAGGAAGACUUCUAUGGUUGAAGAGGCACUGCGCUAAGGAUGGCUUAUGUUAGGAACAUCUAUUUAUUUUCGUGUGUUAGGAGCAUCUAUUUACUUUCA
Molecule: messenger RNA, 1084 nt
Organism: Zea mays
Lineage: Eukaryota; Viridiplantae; Streptophyta; Magnoliopsida; Poales; Poaceae
Exons: 3
Coding region: 1-1038 (345 amino acids)
Source: RefSeq, a predicted model, not a curated record